Molecule: messenger RNA, 1052 nt
Organism: Scatophagus argus
Lineage: Eukaryota; Metazoa; Chordata; Actinopteri; Scatophagidae
Gene: ndufaf2
Product: NADH:ubiquinone oxidoreductase complex assembly factor 2
Exons: 4
Coding region: 44-640 (198 amino acids)
Biological process (GO): mitochondrial respiratory chain complex I assembly
Cellular component (GO): membrane
Source: RefSeq, a predicted model, not a curated record
UGUCAUUUUUCUUCAAAUAGGAAAGAGUCCAUUUCUGUUGCAGAUGAAAUUAUUAGUUGUCUGUGAUGGGGAUUUAGAAGAAGGUCAUAUAUUCCUACUGAGACAUGGCAGUGCUACAGUAUGUAAUGCUCAAGCCAAGCAGCAGAACUGUGUCAUCAGGCUAAUCCAUGCUGGGAUGCCAAUAGUGUCCUUCACACCAUCCCUGGCUGUUAGGAAGGCCAAGGACAUGCUUGUUGGCCUUGCAGACUCGGGCGCCCAGGCUUACAGAAGGCUUGUCCGUGCCAGGCGGAUGGUAGAGGCAGCCAAUCCUAGAGAAUACGAAUAUAUAGAAGGCAGCAUACCAGUGGAAUGGGACGCUUGGAUCCGAGGCAGACGGAAGGAGCCCCCCUCCAUCGAGGAGCUGCUGAGGAAUGAAUCUUACAGGGAGCAGAUCAAAAUAAAAGCUGAGGAAGUGGAGGGAAAGGAUCUGGCUCUGCAGGCCAAGGAGUAUGAGGAAGGUCUGGUGGCGACCCCUACAAGGACUUUGACCAAGGGACAUGCAGCCACCACCAGCUUCGGCAAGGAGGAGAUAAGCGAAGACCCCACCAGCACCGGGAACACGUUCCAGCCUGGCUCCUGGAUGCCCAAUUCCAAGAAAUAGACAGAGACAUCCAUGUACACUGAGACCACUGUGCAAUGUAAAAAUCCAAUAGAAAAUCCCCGCAAUAAAUACUACCUCUGUGAAAGUGAUAUUCCAUUUUAGUUGAGAAUUUGAUAUUUAAUCUUCGACACACCUCUCAGUGUACUGUGAUCUAAGUCCACAACAGAGGAAGUAUUUAUUUUGAGGCUCUUUUAUUGGACUGUAUUACAUUAUACGAGGGAUUCUAAUUUUCCUUUUCCUCUCUGUAUAUUAAGCAUACAGAAAACAAUAAACAUCACACAAUGAUUUAAUGCAGGUGAAAAAUCUGUUAAGAAAGGCAAGAAAAACUGGUGGUUGUAUUUGCAGUAGUGAUUACACCAACUACUGUGUUUGAUGUUUAAUGGAUAUCUUAAUAAAGUAAAAUCUAAUAAAU